Molecule: messenger RNA, 1606 nt
Organism: Macrobrachium nipponense
Lineage: Eukaryota; Metazoa; Arthropoda; Malacostraca; Decapoda; Palaemonidae
Product: lipid droplet-regulating VLDL assembly factor AUP1-like
Exons: 8
Coding region: 120-1460 (446 amino acids)
Cellular component (GO): endoplasmic reticulum membrane
Molecular function (GO): ubiquitin binding
Source: RefSeq, a predicted model, not a curated record
UUACACAAGCUCGACUUAAACAGUGUACCUGAAGCCUUAGUGUAUAUACAGCUGGAGAGUGGCUGCGUAAAAGUUAAACAUGAUUUUAUUUUAAGUUAUGACCAUACUGCUCUGUCAACAUGGCGGUACCGAUUGAGGCAUUGUUUGUCAAAAACAGGUUGCCCAGUGGCCCCAGUUUGUUGUUCAUCCUACUUUACACACCAUUGGGCAUUGUCAUCUUUUUGCUACGUCUGUUUGUGUCCUUACAGUUAUUUUUAGCUGCAUCUGUUCUUCCUUACAACACAGUUAUCAGGAGCGUGGUUUUGCGGGUGCUGUAUGUAACUUUGGGUUUAGUUGUACGAGAAGAGUCGGUGGAAAAGAGAAAUAAAUCGUGUUGCGUCAUCACGACUAAUCACAUUACUCCUUUUGAUCACCUCGCAGUAUCUAUUGUUCUGCCGUGUAUAACUCCUAGUGUGUAUGAUCUCCCAGCCGCACUGUCUAUGUUAUUAUGCUACCGUGACCUUGGGGUAACACAAGGACGAGAAAUACUUCGAACUAAUGCUCGAGCAUACCUCAGUGAUUCACGGAACCCUCCUCUUCUCUUGCAUCCUGAGGGGGCCACAACAAGUGGCACACUUGCUCUCAUGAAGUAUGGUUCAUGGGCGUUUGAACUGAGUGGAUCAGUUUUAGUGGCAGGAUUACGUGUUUGGCGAAUUCCACUCCUACAAAUAGCACCCUCCGUCCUUGGGGCAUCAUGGGCAGCCGAUUUGUGCUUCAUGCUCUUUUCUCCUGUCACAGUUUUCACAGUCAGUUAUAUUGGAGAAAUGAGGAGGGGUGAAAGUGAAACUCCUGAAGAGUAUGGUGCUCGUGUCCAAGCUUCUACUGCAGAAGCCCUUGGCAUUCAGGCCACAAAUCAUACUGUAGCUGACAAAGUAGAGUAUAUGAAAAGACUGGCACGAGAGGCUGCAGCCAGCAGUAAUCCUUUACUCAGCCCAGAAGUACACAUAAUGGCUCAACAGGUGCAAGAAGUACUUCCUCAUAUUUCACUGGACCAAAUUAAGCGUGAUAUAGUGCGUACACAAAAUGUGGACAUCACAAUUACCAACUUUUUGGAAGGAAAUAUUCCAGAGCCCAUCCCUGAGCCUCAGCCACUGAGUCCAAAUCCAGUUGCCACAACCAGUCAGUUGAGCCACUCCUCUUCUUCCUCCCCCUCAUCUUCCUCCAUCAGCAUCAGUAAGACCACCACACAACCCUCCACUUCACUGGGUGGUGCACCAAGUGUUUCAAAGGCCACAUUAGAAACUAGCAGCCUAACUGGAACUUUAAAACAGGCUGGCUCUCUGAGCACAGCAGCAGAAUGUUUUGGGAAGUCAGCUGCUGAAAGAAUGACUUCUUUCCAGGCAAGAAAAGAACAACUCAUACAAAAUGCGAGAAGAAAAUAUAUAGAAAAGCAUGGUUUACAGUUGCCUGAGAGUUGCUGAUGAACUUACCAGUACUUAAUUCAUUUUGGUUCUUUUGUUUCUUUUAUAACAAAGAGACUUGCAUUGUAUAGUGUCGUUGCAGAAAGACGAGCUGUACAAGCAUUUUACUUAAUCCAUUUAGGAUUUAUGAGAAACAAUUGUGUCGA